AGAUUGUAUUGCAAUUUUCGUUUUUCAUCACAGCAUUUUCUGUUAUUACAAAUUUUUCCUCUUAUUACCUUUCUCUCCCACAAACCGGGAAUUGCGGCAAGUAGACUUGCUUAAUGAAAACUCUGUCUUAUGAAAAUGAGGUCUGAUUGGAUAAUCAAUAAUUUUUAACCUCAGAUCUGUGCUAUGACCCAAUAAUUUGUUAUAAUUUAUGCAAAUUAUUACAGAAUUAUUAUUGGCUAAACAUUAGUAAUUAUAUAGUAAUUAAUAAUAUGUGAAUACAACUUAGGUAUUGAAUUAUUGUGUUUCUAGUCCAAGUAACUGGCAAUUUAAUAUUCUUUAGUUCAAUAUCAACUCCAUAUCCGAGGAGAUCAGCGUUUAGUGCAGAAAAAAGUUAAAAUAAAAAUUAUAUUGUAUUAAGUUUGUUUUUAAUUCCACCUAAGUCAUUCUUAAUCGCGCCGUUGUUUUAUAAGUACGAUGUUAAGUGUAUUAAAGAGGAAUAUAUUAAUACUUAAAAAUUAUCAUCGUAUAUCGUUAUCCGGUCACAUACAACUUACACAACUGAACACUACAAAACGAAGUACACAUUCUUUUCAAUGGUUGGAACCCUUGCAUGGAAAUUGUAAAUGGAAUCAAACUAUAAAAGAAGCAAAACAAGCCGUGGGCUAUUCAACCACAAACUUAAGUUUACGAUGGAUUCUGAACGAUGACUUGUCAAUACUUAAGAAUAAAAUUGAUAAAAGCCAGCAUCCAUUAUUAAAAAAUAUAAAAUUCCUAUUGAAAACUGAGGAAAGUGCAGUUCAUAUCUGGGGCUUAAUUAUUUUGUUGCUGUCGGGGGCUGCUGGGCAUAAGGAAAUCUGCACUGAUAGUAGUGGUGGUGUGUUACACAGCCAGAGGGAUUUAGCCGAAAUCACACAAUUAAUUUUGAAAUCACAAAUAAUUCACUUUAACUUACUAAAUCUUCAGAAAACGACAAGAGCAGGCCAAGAUGUAGAGUCUUAUAAGGAUUUUCUAGUGGGCAAUAAAAUAGCUCUAUUAUUUGGUGACUUAUUGUUGGGCGGAUCAGUGCUUGAACUGUCCCAACUUAGAAACCAGGAAAUUGUCGGUUUAAUAAUGGCGGGCAUAAGAAAUAUUGCUGAUGGAGAAUUUUUGGGAAUUAGAGAUGAACAAAACUACCCUUUACCAUGGAGGGCACAAUCUUCAAACGGCUCAUACGAUGUGAGAAAGCCAAUUGAUGCUGAUUGCAGUAUUGAACCUUUAAAUAUCGCUGAGGUAAGAGGUAAUGCCGAAUUGGAAUGGGAACUUCGAAACGUCUUAAAUGGCGGCAGCCUAUUGGGAAAUGCAUGCAAAUCAGCAAUGAUAUUAGCCAAACACAACACUGACGUUCAGAAUGAAGCCUAUUUAUUUGGCAAACACUUUCAUUUAGCUUGGCAAUCAUCAAUAGACCUCAUGACAUUUAUGCCAACCAACAAUGUGGAAGAUCCGACUUGUUUCAGCUUAGUUAGUGCUCCAGUUCUAUACCAUUUGGAAAAUGACCCAUCACUCUAUGAUGAAAUUGAAAAAGGCAAAGAAAACGUGGAAAAUGUUAAUUACGAGAAAGUUCGCAAUAUCAUUUUGCGUGGUCCCGGCCUGAUUAAAACAGAACAAUUAUAUCGGAAGCAUCAAGAAGCUGUGUUGAAUUGCCUUUCAAAAUUUAAAAAUAAUGAUGCUAGAAAUGCUUUGAAAAAUAUGAUUUUGUGUUUAAAUAGACGUUGUGAAUAAAUAUUAAUUAAA
Messenger RNA from Musca domestica (house fly), 1770 nucleotides. Its product is annotated as all trans-polyprenyl-diphosphate synthase PDSS2-like. Gene Ontology annotation, cellular component: transferase complex; mitochondrion. NCBI's taxonomy places the organism in Eukaryota, Metazoa, Arthropoda, Insecta, Diptera, Muscidae. The record is from RefSeq and is a predicted model, not a curated record. Gene Ontology annotation, molecular function: prenyltransferase activity. Gene Ontology annotation, biological process: isoprenoid biosynthetic process; ubiquinone biosynthetic process. The coding region runs from base 475 to 1758 and encodes 427 amino acids. The transcript has 4 exons.